Messenger RNA from Funneliformis caledonium, 186 nucleotides. NCBI's taxonomy places the organism in Eukaryota, Fungi, Glomeromycota, Glomeromycetes, Glomerales, Glomeraceae. The record is from the annotation of a GenBank genome assembly.
CGUAAAAAACGGGUCAUUAAAACUCUCAGAUUUAUUUCCGGUACUACGUAUUCUCCAAUAUAUCCUGGUGAUGAUAAUACGUUAUUUCGAUUAGUAGAGGGAGAACACGUUUAUUAUACUGUGGAUAAUGGAAUAGGUUCUAAUACUCCAACGAUUCAACUUAAAAUUAAUACGUUUGAGAUAUGA